Molecule: messenger RNA, 1212 nt
Organism: Moesziomyces antarcticus
Lineage: Eukaryota; Fungi; Basidiomycota; Ustilaginomycetes; Ustilaginales; Ustilaginaceae
Exons: 4
Coding region: 1-1212 (403 amino acids)
Source: RefSeq, a predicted model, not a curated record
AUGUCGCAUGUCACUUUCUGCCACUUUGUCGUGUUGUGGUCGAUGCUCACCUCGGCCUGCCUGCGCAAAUGCGGACCUACUGUAGCCCACAGCUGGGGCGGUGGUCGCAGGCUGCAGCAUGCAUCUGCGUCCGGCGUCCGAGAUGGCCUCCGAUUGACAUGCGUCCUCGCCUUUAUGCUGGCGGCCGCUGCGUUCCGGAUCGCUUCCGGCGACCGCUACAGCAUCUACGACACGGGCGAUCCGUCGGCUGCUGCCUGUCUGGGACGCCAACAAACAAGCCAGCCAACCGCAUCGUCCGCGCAAAAGCAUGCACACGGGAGCGCAGCAUACGGACGCCUACUUUCCCAACGUGGUAAAGACAGCCAAGCCACAAAGAUGAAGUCGACACUCUUCGCUAGUACGGCGACGGCAUUGGUGGCGAUGCUUGCCAUCUCCACCACAUCCGCUGUGCCCGUCGACAUGGAGAAGCGACUGAUGAUGGCUCUGUCGCUGGAUGCACAGCCUACAUUGCCUGCACUGGACCUGGGACUGCCACCAACGCCUACGCUGCCACCCAUCGCGGGACAGAUCGAGAGCAUGAUCACCCAAGUCAUUGACGGCGUUACGCAGCUCAUUCCCACCAUGAUCCCUACGCCCACGGCACCCAUGAUCGUCGCGGGUCUUUCACCCGACAUCGUAGUUGCCGCACCCACCCCGGAUGCACAGAUGGAGGCGGACGUGGUGGGAAAGCUUGCGCUGAACGCGCUUGGAUCGUUCCCCGCCAUGCUCAUGAAGAACCUCGCCGAGAUCCAAAGCGCCGCUAGCUCGAUCAUCUCGGUCGCUGCCACCGCUACACCUGUGGCUGUCGAGUAUGUGACGACGGAGAGCGGCAAGGAAUGCACCAAGACUUCGACGAUCCCCGUGCCGACGUUCGCGACGACGGGCGUGAUCAACCCGCUCUCAAUCCUUGCGCAGGCGCUCCCGAACCCCACACCCAUCAUGCAGGAGGUGACGUCGGUGAUCGGUGGCGUGACAUCGAUCCUCAAGUUGCCGGCUGCUCCGGCGCCUACGGAUCUGUUGCCGCUGCUCGGGUCGAUGCAGCUGCCCGAAAUCGACCUUCCCAUGCUCAUGGGCAACAAGCAGGACGCCUGCGUCAAGGACGCCAACGGCAACAUGAUCGGCCUCUGCGGAAACGGCGCCGUUAUCAAGGAUAGCGAGACCAUCGCCCUCUGA